ACAAUUUACAUGAUACAUCAGGCCGCUCUUUUAUAGGUAUAGAAUUUAAUGAUUCUUAAGAUAAUUUGUUGUGGUCAUUUGAGUUGUUAAUUUGUUAAUAGUAAUAAAGAGAAUAACGAAUAGAAAGUAAUGGCUUGGCUCGUGGAUAAACGACCAAUCCCCGGUAGAAGAGAAGGUUCCAUUGGAACUAUUAUUUAUUUCAGGGUGUCUUGUCUCUCUUUUUUUUUACUUAAAAAAAAAGAGAGAGAGAGAGGAAGUGCAAACAGAAAUGGCAAGAAGAUAUUGGAACAUAAAUUUGGAAGAGAUGUUGGAAGCAGGAGUUCAUUUUGGUCAUGGUACUAGGAAAUGGAAUCCUAGAAUGGCGCCAUAUAUCUCUGCAAAACGUAAGGGUAUUCAUAUUACAAAUCUGACUAGAACCGCUCGUUUUUUAUCAGAAGCUUGUGAUUUAGUUUUUGAUGCAGCAAGUAAGGGAAAACAAUUCUUAAUUGUUGGUACCAAAAAUAAAGCCGCUGAUUCGGUGGCGCGGGCUGCAAUAAGGGCUCGGUGUCAUUAUGUUAAUAAAAAAUGGCUCGGUGGUAUGUUAACAAAUUGGCCCACUACAGAAACGAGGCUUCAUAAGUUCAGGGACUUGAGAACAGAACAAAAGACGGGGGGACUCAACCGUCUUCCGAAAAGAGAUGCAGCUAUGUUGAAGAGACAAUUAUCUCGCUUGCAAACAUAUCUGGGCGGGAUUAAAUAUAUGACGAGAUUGCCUGAUAUUGUAAUCAUCGUUGAUCAGCAAGAAGAAUAUACGGCUCUGCGAGAAUGUAUCACUUUGGGAAUUCCAACAAUUUGUUUAAUCGAUACAAAUAGCGAUCCCGAUCUCGCAGAUAUUUCGAUUCCAGCAAAUGAUGACGCUAUAGCUUCAAUUCGAUUAAUUCUUAACAAAUUAGUAGUCGCAAUUUGUGAGGGUCGUUCUAGCUAUAUACGAAAUCCUUGAUUAAUAAUAAGAUAAAUAAAUUCUUUUUUGGAACUACAUAGAUCUAUGGAACUUUUUUGGAACUACAUAGAUCUAUGGAAUCGGUUAAUAUAUCCUGAAUCGCACAAAAGAGAUAAAAAAACUGUGAAUAUUGUGUGAUUAGUUUCGUCGGUGUCAAAAUAUAGAAUUUGAGUAGGCAAGAGAAGAUUGAAUCAAAAUAAUUCCUUUUUUUUAAGUAAAGUUCUAUUUCUGUCAGAGGGCAAUAUGAAUGGUAUAUCAAACGCACUAAACGGGUUAUACGAUAUCUCUGGUGUGGAAGUAGGCCAACAUUUCUAUUGGCAAAUAGCAGGUUUCCAAGUCCAUGCCCAAGUACUUAUUACCUCUUGGGUUGUAAUUGCUAUCUUAUUAGGUUCCGCCGUUAUCGCUGUUCGGAAUCCACAAACCAUUCCAACCGCCGGUCAAAAUUUCUUCGAAUAUGUUCUUGAAUUCAUUCGAGACGUAAGCAAAACUCAGAUUGGAGAAGAAUAUGGUCCAUGGGUUCCCUUUAUUGGAACUAUGUUUCUAUUUAUUUUUGUUUCUAACUGGUCGGGUGCUCUGUUACCUUGGAAAAUCAUACAAUUACCUCAUGGAGAGUUAGCCGCACCCACGAAUGAUAUAAAUACUACUGUUGCUUUAGCUUUACUCACGUCAGUAGCAUAUUUCUAUGCGGGUCUUUCAAAAAAAGGAUUGGGGUAUUUCAGUAAAUACAUUCAACCCACUCCAAUUCUUUUACCUAUUAACAUUUUAGAGGAUUUCACAAAACCCUUAUCACUUAGUUUUCGACUUUUCGGGAAUAUAUUAGCUGAUGAAUUAGUAGUUGUUGUUCUUGUUUCUUUAGUACCUUCAGUCGUCCCUAUACCUGUCAUGUUCCUUGGAUUAUUUACAAGUGGGAUUCAAGCUCUUAUUUUUGCAACUUUAGCUGCGGCUUAUAUAGGCGAAUCCAUGGAGGGUCAUCAUUGACUAGUUUUUGUUUUUGAAAUAGUCUAGCCCUUUUUUAGCUUAGCUUGGUCCAAUCCAAUGUAUGCGCAACUCAAGAUAAUCUACUUACUUAGGGACCAUAAAUAUACAAAUACGACGAUCUAGAGUAAUAACAAAAAAGAUUACGAUAUUAGAGAAUUGUAAUAAAAAAAGGAAAGAGAUCUAAUUGAAAAGAUCUUUUUCCUAAAAUUCAGGGUUGGUCCAUUUUUUUUAUUACUUAUAUUUAUAUCAUAUUUACCUUCGAUCAAUAUUAUCCGAUCAAUAUUAUCUUUAUCUUGAUAUUGUUUUUGUUUAUUCAAUUUCAAUAUUAUGAGUCCUAAUUAGAAUAGGAAUUCUUAUGGUAUCAAUUUAGGGUCUAUGAUUUUAAAAAAGCUGUUCUUUAUAUAGAUAUAGAAUGAUUCCCAUUUCAGUCGAUUUCUUCAUUCAAUUCAAUGAUUGACCAAAAGAAAUUUUUUUUUUCAUAAAUAAUAAAAUAAAUUGCAUGAACUUAGCUCAAUCAAAUACUGAUAUUGAUGUUUUAUUUCUAUGCAAUGAUUUGGUCUAAUGAAUUCGUCCAUUUAGAUUGUAUCCAUGUGAGAUAAUGCUAAAUAAAAAAUAAAAGGAAGAGACGAAUUUACAUUACAAAAAACGAUAUAAAAAAAAAAUGAUUAGGAAAAAAAGGGGGGGGGGGGGUAAAAUUAGGUAUAUGGAAUCUAAUGGCUAUAAGACAGCUCUUGUCUAUCCUUUGAGGAAUAAUUCUAGAAUCCAAUUGAAUCUAAGACAUGAAUAGUUGGUUUACGUUAUGUAAGAAACACAUGUAUAUGGGAUAUUAGAUAUUGACUAGUUAUAUACGAACAUAUUGACUAGUUAUAUACGAACUCAAAAUAUAUCUAAUCCAACCUACUACUGUGGAGUUAGAUAGGUAUUCCAAUAGAAGAAUAGAAGUUCCUCUGUUUCGUCUUUGCUUUGAAUUGAACGAAUAAAGAGAUAAAAUAAAGACAAAAACGAAGAAUUCAAAGCAAAGAAUGGGUUGGAAAAAAGAAAGG
Molecule: messenger RNA, 3000 nt
Organism: Gossypium arboreum
Lineage: Eukaryota; Viridiplantae; Streptophyta; Magnoliopsida; Malvales; Malvaceae
Product: 30S ribosomal protein S2, chloroplastic
Exons: 1
Coding region: 269-979 (236 amino acids)
Biological process (GO): translation
Cellular component (GO): ribosome; mitochondrial small ribosomal subunit
Molecular function (GO): structural constituent of ribosome
Source: RefSeq, a predicted model, not a curated record